Molecule: messenger RNA, 185 nt
Organism: Paraglomus occultum
Lineage: Eukaryota; Fungi; Glomeromycota; Glomeromycetes; Paraglomerales; Paraglomeraceae
Source: the annotation of a GenBank genome assembly
CAUGGAUAUCGAAUAUGAUCCUGAAGAGAGGGAUGAAUACAAUGAGUUCAUCAAAGAGUAUGGAUGGAGAGAGGAAUGGGAUUUCGAUAACCCUGAAUUUACACCACGGUGGGAUGAUUGGAGAGACAUUUUAGAUUUUAUUGAAUCACAAUGGAAUUCUAAAGCAGUUAAAUACUGGAGAGAGG